AAACGAACCAAAAUAGGCUUUUCUGCACAGUUCAAAAAAGAUGAAAAUUGUACUGUUCUUAGCAGGCGUCGUUUUGGCAUGCCAAUCAGCGUCAGCGAAUUUGUUCCUCACGGCACUUGAAAAUUAUGAAACGUAUGCGGCACCUUACAGGGAUGUAUGCAUUCGAGAAUCCGGUGUUGAGGCUAGCGCGGUAGAUGCGCUUUUUAAAACGGGCGAUCUUCAAGAAACUGAAGAAAUGGGAUUGUUUAUUAGCUGCCUUAUGCUCAACUUGGGUGUUUUGUAUCCUAACGGCCAACUAAACGAACAAAACCUAAUGAAGUAUAUUGGUGUUCAGAACCCUGUACUUGCAGAUUUAGUGUUCAACACUUGCAAAAAUACUGCAAUGGCCAAUAGUGUGAGUAAAACGGCUCUAAAGGUAGCUGAGUGCCUACUGUUCACAAUAUAUUCACAAGAACAACAUUAUGCGUGAACUAUUGCACUUGUUGUUAGUUUGUACUUGGAAAAUAAAUGCAUA
Messenger RNA from Photinus pyralis (common eastern firefly), 514 nucleotides. RefSeq lists its product as uncharacterized. The coding region runs from base 41 to 469 and encodes 142 amino acids. Gene Ontology annotation, molecular function: odorant binding. Lineage: Eukaryota; Metazoa; Arthropoda; Insecta; Coleoptera; Lampyridae. The transcript has 2 exons. The record is from RefSeq and is a predicted model, not a curated record.